Messenger RNA from Talaromyces marneffei, 1413 nucleotides. RefSeq lists its product as uncharacterized. The coding region runs from base 1 to 1413 and encodes 470 amino acids. The transcript is spliced from 4 exons. Gene Ontology annotation, cellular component: COP9 signalosome. The record is from RefSeq and is a predicted model, not a curated record. Lineage: Eukaryota; Fungi; Ascomycota; Eurotiomycetes; Eurotiales; Trichocomaceae.
AUGAGUUCAUCUACUGUUCUCGACGCUUCAAAAGCUAGCGAUGGCGUCUCUGGAGACAGCUUCCAGACUGAAGCCAAACAAACCACCUACAUCAAAGUUGACGAAGCGCCAAAAUUCGACCUAGAAUCCUACAUCGCAAACUACAAAGGCCGCACGCGUUUCGAACGAUUGUUCCUCAUCGGCAAAUGCUCCACUAUCCUGUCCCACGACGCCCUCAGGCUAGCAGUCGCCGAAGCGAAAUCCGGCAAAGACGUUGAACGAUACGAGCUUGCAGUAGAGGCUUUGAAACAAGCAGCUCCACAUGACCCAGAUGCAGUUCUCGAUCAACGAUGGGUGGAUGUCACAAAACAGACCGUCAGAGCGGAGACGGACAAGCUUGAACAUGAAUUGAAGGGCUACAAGAAUAAUCUCAUCAAGGAGAGCAUACGAAUGGGCACCGAUGAUCUAGCUUCACAUUAUCAUGCUGUUGGCGAUUUAGCAUCUGCAUCCAAAGCUUAUGCUCGUCUCAAAGAUAAUUGCACCACACCCAGCCAUUUCGCAGCCAUGCACCUCAAAACAAUCAACGUUGCCAUUGACCGUGGUGACUGGUUCGGUGUGCUGCAAGCUGUUGCACGAUACAGAUCUGGACCAAAACCAGAGGACGAGCAAUCCAAAAAUGCAGCAAAGAUAUCUUCCGCAUCAGGUCUAGCUCAGCUUGGACAGGGAAAUUUUCUAGAUGCUACAAACCAGUUUCUCGGUUCCGAACCCACUUUAGGUGACAGCUACAAUGAAGUGCUCACCGCGAACGAUGUCGCCGUGUACGGUGGACUAUGUGCCUUGGCCUCCAUGGAUCGAAACGAGUUGCAACGUCGAGUGCUGGAAAACAGUCAGUUCCGAAACUACCUCGAGUUGGAACCUCACAUCCGCCGCGCGAUAUCAUUUUUCUGCAAUUCCAAGUUUCGGGCUUGCUUGGAUAUUCUGGAAGAAUACAAAGCGGAUUAUUUACUUGACAUCCAUCUUCAACGUCAUAUCCCAGCAUUGUACAACCAGAUUCGAACCAAGUCUAUUCAACAAUAUGCCGUUCCGUUCAGUCGCGUUUCCCUUGAUGCCAUGGCCAAGGUCUUUGCGCCAAAGGUUGUUGGAGGUGUUUCUUCGCCUACUGAGAUCGGAUCCCCAUUCGUACGGGAACUUAUCAAGUUGAUUGAAAACGGCACACUGGAUGCACGUAUUGACUUGGAGAAAGGGUUACUCGUCUCGAAACAGACUGAUCUGCGUAAAGAUGUGAUCAAGGAAGCCUUGGACAGCGUGGAGGAAUACGUGAAUGAAGCACAUUUACGACUCAUCCGGACGAAUAUUAUCAAUGCAGGGAUGGAGAUUCGUGUUGCUCCUGGCCCGAUGGCUACGGAGGAGCUAGCAGGGCGAAUCCCAUGGUGA